AUCUUCCUGUAUUCAAGUGUUGAGUGGGGAACAUAUGACAUGAACAAGUAAAAUGUGCAUGAUUCUUUCAAAAUGCAUGUAGUCUGGUGUAUCAGCUGAGGUCUAUACAGCCAAAGAAAAGUUAGGUCACUGAGUUCUGAUAACAUUAAUUAUUUAAAGAGAUAGGCUAUUGAACUGUGGCAAUGAACAGCAAUAUGACCUAUAUGAUGCAAAGCAUCAGAUGAGACCCUGCACAUUGAAUGGAUGUGUGUUAUAUCACUCCAAUGGAAGUGUUCUUGCGUGGAAGCUUCUAGCAUAGGUCUUUAAAGAAGGUUGAGGGAUGGGUCCUUCCUAAUGACUGUCAAAUGCAAUGCUAUUCAUUACUUUUGCUUUGAUUGCUGGCCUUCGUCGUCCGAGUGAAACUUUUGUGUUUUGGAGCCUUUGAAGGUGCAUCAGUUGUGAGCUUUGUUUCAUAUUGAGGGAUAAAAGCCUCUUUGAUGCUUCGGAAUAAAUCAGAAGAUGCAAAUGCAGCGGAAAUAGCUUUUUAUACUGGUUGCCCAUCAUCUGCAUGACCCCCUCCCCUCUGCCAUGAGCCCUUUCUUGAGGCCAACACAUGAUCAAUUGGCACCUUAAUUAAUAUUUUUUUGUUAUGAUGAUUUUUGACGCAUUUGAGGGUUAUGUUAUAAUGGCAAACCUCAUUUCUAACGAUGAUUUCUGGGGUAGUUUGAAGUUGGGUGCUGUAGAGAAAAUAAGAGAUUUAAGAUUUAUUUAUUUUGGUGAUGUUAACACCAUCACUGCAGGCUACCACACACACACACACACACACACACACACACACACACACACACACAGGUGAAUACCAACAGCAUUGCAAAGAUUUCUUCUUCCUUAGCAGUGCCAUGGUAACUAAGGACCCUAGAGUAUCAUGGCUAAUGAGUCUGCAUGGAUUCAUUCACUUGGGGGAAGAAAAGACUGUCCAUCAAGGGACUGAGAUAGUGUGCGUAACACAGAAUGUUUAAUUUGCUAACUUUAUUUGUCCUCUCUCGCCUUAUGUUUUUACAUUUCUGCAGUAGAUUGAUAUACAGAAUAGUGGGCUAUAGAGUAAAGCUGAGUAGGCAAGCUUUGUAUACAGUUGCCAUUUCCAGUGCAUCGCACGGCAAGGAGUAACUCUUACCAUGAUAGUUUACCCUCUGCUUAUAAUGGCGAUCAUCACAAAACUGAGACGUAGUGUCAUCACAAAAUUGGCAGUUCAGCUCUCCUUUACUAAUGUUUUGCAUUUGUCAAUAGUGGAGACAUGCAGCUUUGACGUCAUGACACAGUACUCUGAUGUUAUCACAUCAGUCAUCUGAGGCCUUGGCUGCAUAUUAAAUGCUAGUCAAUAACAAUGAAGGACUUUAUUUCUGGUUUGUGAACACUACCUGGACUCUGGAACUGUAGCACUAGUGAACAUAAAGAACUGGGCACAUGUAGAAGUGGGUUCAUUAUUGCUGUUAUUUGUGAAAGAAUGUAAACAUGCAGUAAAAGAAAGCACUAGUUCCACGAUAUUUAAAAAUGGCAGGGGGGUGUUUUGUGUACGUGUGUGUGUGUGGUUGUGUUUGUGUUUGUGUGUGUGUGUGUGUGUGUGUGUGUGUGUGUCUAAAACUCUCAUGGAAUUGUUUGCCCAUAUAAAUUCCAGAGUGGACCACCUCUUGGUUCCUAGGCUUGCUGGCCUCCUAUUGUCUCCCAUCUAUUCACCCCUGAGCUCUUUAUCCUCCUGGACCAGGCAUCUCAAUUAAUGCACAUGGGGGAGCUGUGUGUGUGUGUGAGAGAGAGAGAGAGUGAAAGAGUCUGCUUUUGUAUGUUUUUGUAUGCUAAACUUCUCAGUUUUCCCCAAUGUGCUGCUCCCUUGCUCACAUCACUCUCUCUCUCACCCACUCUUUAUCCCCUCUCUCUCUCUCUCUCUCUCUCUCUUUCUCUCUCUCUCUCUCUCUUUCUCUUUCUCUCUCUCUCUUUCUUUUGCUCAUUUCCCUCACUCACCCUCCCCUCCCUGGUGGUGAUUUUGAAGUGAGUAUCCCAGAAUUCUCUCUGACUGCCGAGGCACAUGUUGUUAUUUUGUCUCGAUGGGGAAGAGAUGAUGUCAGUAGCUUGAUGAUCCUCCACAAUUUGCACCACCUGACGUGCAGGCUCUUGAGCAGCUCAAAGCCAGCUGUCAUUCUUGUCGGAUGCACGGUACCAGCUCUAAUCAACAAGCCUGCAGAACUAAUUGACUGAGUGGACAACUGUCUCCUCUUUGGGGAGGUUGUUAGGAGCUCUCUGCGUAAAGGGAUCCCUGGCUGUGCCAAAGACUAAGGUGGAGAUUUGCAGAGUCGAUAAGUAAAGCCGGGAUUAGGAUCUGUGGCAACCAGCGUGCGUUCUAAUCCCGACAACAGGGCGGCCGGAAAGAGAGAGAGAGGGAAGGUUGCCGGGCCCCUGGGGAAACGUGAGCCAGAGAGGAGCCAGAAUCCGAGAGAGGCGGUUGAGCCCUGUGGAGUGGCAGCGGAGGUGGUGAAGAGGGGCCUUUUGCUGCCCGCAGGAGAGACGGUAAGAGUCCCCGGAGGGCGGCCUUUCCUGCUGAGGACAUCAUGUUCCGCUGAGCGGGGCCACAAAGGAGAGGAGGAGGAGAGGGAGGGGGAGACGUGCUCCUCCGCUUUUUGGAGCAGGGAGUUUGGCAAUCACAGCGUCCUCGGCGCACUCAACACCAGGCUCUGUCUCUCUCUCUCUCUCUCUCUCUCUCUCUUUUCUCUCUCGUUAUUGAUGAGUGGCCGACGCCGUCAAGAGCCGCAGGACCUGCCAGCACCACCAGCUCCUCUCCCCCUCAUCCACUUUAACAUCUGCCCACUUCUGAGGGCUUUUUAGGAUGCGGAGACACAUGGACACGCCCGAGGUCAGAGUGGCCACUGAGGACAAGAUGCAGAGGACGGGAUGACGGCUGUGCACCCAUCUGAGGGGGGCACUGUCUCCUCCACCAGCUCCGUGCCCGUGGUGCGCUCCGGGGCAGCCGUGGCCCCUGCGGCCCCCCCUGGGGGCACCUCUCAGCGCUACGCCCGCUGGAGCCGGCAGGACAGCUCGGACAUCUGCACGGACGAUGAGGGCGGCGGGGGCCCGCCGCGACGCCUCUCGCCCCUGGAGAAGCUCAACCUGGACAUGUGCCAGGACGAGAGGGUCGUGCGCGAGCUGACCGUAGGCCGGCGCAUCGGCUUCUACAAGGUGCGCGGCGAAAUCGGCUGUGGCAACUUCUCUCACGUCAAGCUGGGCAUCCAUGCCCUGACGAAAGACAAAGUGGCCAUCAAGAUCUUGGACAAGACCAAGCUAGACCAGAAGACGCAGCGUCUGCUUUCGCGAGAGAUCUCCAGCAUGGAGCGCCUGCACCACCCCAACAUCAUAAGGCUCUACGAGGUGGUGGAGACCCUGACGCGCUUGCACCUGGUGAUGGAGUAUGCGGCUGGGGGAGAACUCUACACCAAGAUCAGCACCGAAGGGAAGCUCUCGGACAUCGACUGCAAGAUUGUCUUCUCCCAGGUCCUGUCGGCUGUGAAGCACAUGCAUGACAACAACAUCAUCCACCGGGACCUGAAGGCGGAGAACGUGUUCUACACCUGCAGCACCUGUGUCAAAGUGGGCGACUUUGGCUUCAGCACGGUGAGCCGGCGCGAGGAGACCCUCAACACGUUCUGCGGCUCGCCACCGUACGCCGCGCCCGAGCUCUUCCGCGACGAGCACUACAUGGGCGCCUGCGUGGACGUGUGGGCGCUGGGCGUUAUGCUUUUCUUCAUGGUGACAGCCACCAUGCCCUUCCGCGCCGACACUGUUGCCAAGCUCAAGCGCUGCAUUCUGGACGGCGCGUACAUCAUCCCGGCCUUCGUGCCCGAGCCGUGCCAACAGCUGCUCCGCGGCAUUCUCCAACCGCAGUCGGCCGACCGCCUCACGGUGGCCCAGGUCAUGGCCUGCGAGUGGCUACGGCCGGUCGACUUCCCCCCGGCCGCGGAGCCCUUCAAGCUGGACCCGCUCUACCUGGUGGAGGCCGAGCCUGCUGAGCUGGAGGAGGACGAGCUGGAGGUGAAGAACAUUCUGGAGUCGCUGGGCAUCACCGCGGAGCACCUGCACAACAACCAGGGCAAGGACUGCCGCAGCUCCAUCACCGGGGUCUACCGCAUCCUGCUGCACCGUGCGCACAAGCGCCGUGCUGUAGACAGCAUGCCAGUGGUGACGCAUAUGGUCAGCGAACCGGUCACAAUGGUCACUAAAAAGGACCGCUUGAAGGCCUACCGGAGCCUGCGGCACACAUCUAAACUGUGCGUCAUACUUUGAUCUUGCAGUGGGACUUGUCUUAAACAGGGAUUGGCCUAUCUCUUUUUGGGAGCAGGAGUGUGGUUCUUGAGUGGAGUAGAGAAGUAUAGAACAUGUAUUUUUCAUCAUAACAAGAAAAAAAAAUUAAUUGCCUGAUCAGGAGAAGGUGAGCAUGGAGCUCAUGUUGUCGAACUUUGCUAUGACACCUGAGUUUGUGUGAUAAUAAUGCCAUGAUUGUCAUGUAUUGUUAAUAUGCAUUGUAUCCAAUAAAACUCUAUUAUUGAA
Molecule: messenger RNA, 4569 nt
Organism: Alosa alosa (allis shad)
Lineage: Eukaryota; Metazoa; Chordata; Actinopteri; Clupeiformes; Clupeidae
Gene: nim1ka
Product: NIM1 serine/threonine protein kinase a
Exons: 6
Coding region: 2920-4305 (461 amino acids)
Biological process (GO): microtubule cytoskeleton organization; protein phosphorylation; intracellular signal transduction
Cellular component (GO): cytoplasm
Molecular function (GO): protein serine/threonine kinase activity; tau-protein kinase activity; ATP binding
Source: RefSeq, a predicted model, not a curated record